AUGUGUUUUACUCUUCUGUCGUACUUCUUCACUUCCCUUCCUCUGCUGAACUACCAGCCUCGGCGCCGUCAGGCCCCGGGGGACAAAGACUUCAAUCUCUGCUUUUUAAAGUCAUACAGACUUGCUGGUUGACGAUAUCCAGUUCACAAGAUAAUUAUUCAUAGAGAAGAGUUUUUACAGCUUACAGCGUUUUGGAGUUUUUCGGGCCGUGAAGGAGGCCGGCGGCUUCUGGGAGUUGAAGGUCGAGAGCACUGACAAGAAAGCAGCUUCCCCUCCGCCCCUCUGAGAGGCCACCGUGACUUUGGGCAGAAUGGCGGCCAGAGGACGGACGCCCGAUCACACCGCAGAGACCCGGAACCAGCGAGACGAGACGAGGGCCCCCGGCGGCCGAGGACGCGAAGCGAGGCGCGCGUGAAGCCCCCCCCCCCCCCCCCCCCCCUCCCCUGCACGCACCCGCUUCCUAUCAGAGCCGUCGGAGGAGAGGCGGAGCUGUCGGUCAGCGUCACCGCUGAAAUCUGGCCCUCGAGCGAGCGAGACCCCCGGAGCGCGCCAUGGACGCCGGCGAGGAGAUGUCGGUGAAGUGCGUCCUGGUCGGGGACAGCGCCGUGGGCAAGACGGCCCUCCUGGUCCGCUUCACCUCCGAGACCUUCCCGGACAGCUACAAGCCCACGGUGUUCGACAACACCGGGGUGGAGGUGUACAUGGACGGGGUUCAGAUCAGCCUGGGUCUGUGGGACACGGCGGGCAACGACAGCUUCCGGCACAUCCGCCCGAGGUCCUACCAGCAGGCCGACGUCGUCCUCGUCUGCUACUCCGUGGCCAACCCGAACUCGCUGGCCAGCGUCCGCCACAGGUGGAUGGCGGAGGUCCGGGAGAACCUGCCCACGGUGCCGGUGCUGCUCGUGGCCACGCAGACGGACCUGCGGGAGGCCGGGGCGCACCGGGGCAGCUGCAUCUCGGCGGCGCAGGGGAGACGCGUGGCCCACGAGGUCUGCGCCAAGGGCUACCUGGAGUGCUCGUCCCUGGGGAACCGCGGCGUGCAGCAGGUGUUUGAGUACGCCGUGCGGACGGCCGUGAACCGGGCCAGGAAACGGGCCAGGCGACGGAUGUUCGGCAUCAACCAGUGCAAGAUCUUUUGACCUUUGACCUCGACUCGGCGGGCACGUAGGCGGCCCUCGGACGCGUUGCGCGUUGGGCUGCAGGUCAGAGUCUUCCUCUCAUGGUUCUGAAAGACUCCGUGUUUAAAAAGGGACGACUCCCAGCUGUGCGUUGGUGAGAUCCAGAAAGAGACGUAGAAAACGACUCUGGUUCUUCUGCUGCGCGGACGACAAGUUCAGUCUGUCACAAAUUCACCAUUAAGAAAAAUCAAGCGCUCUACAGUCAGCACAUAUGUAAUAUGAUGUCACUAUGAACACAUUGUUUUAACAAUAAUCCCACAUGCGACAUGUUAGUGAAUUGUAUGUUUGUUAAUUCUUUGAAAUAGACCUGCCAUGUUUUAAACCGUGCAUGAAUUAAACGCGAGGCAACACAUUGAAAAUGUAGUCAUUCGAGUAUUUUUUAAAGCGAAUAAAAGACUGGGAAACACAAGUGUUUUUAAAAUACAUCGUCUUUUUCCCCCCAAUGGCUGCGUCACCUGACCUUCUGUUUCCCCUCUCUGUCCGAUUUUUAGGGAGUUUGCAUUAGAUUAGAAUUAGUAGUGAGCUUGAACUAAAAAGUGCUCGUUCAUUAUGAAAGCCGCCCUUUUCUUGACCCAAAUAAACUCUACAGGGAAUCUUGUGUGUAGCGUAAAGACUUCCGAUGUCAACGUCCUGUCUGCUUUGUGCGUCUCGUCCUUAAGCACACUUUGAAUAAACAGAUCACCUGGAGCAUCACA
Messenger RNA from Gasterosteus aculeatus aculeatus (three-spined stickleback), 1873 nucleotides. It is a transcript of the gene rhoh, whose product is annotated as ras homolog family member H. Gene Ontology annotation, biological process: small GTPase-mediated signal transduction. The record is from RefSeq and is a predicted model, not a curated record. Gene Ontology annotation, molecular function: GTP binding; GTPase activity. Lineage: Eukaryota; Metazoa; Chordata; Actinopteri; Perciformes; Gasterosteidae.